UGGAAAUUCUUCAAGGCCGCCCUGGCCGAGUUUGUCGGGACCGCCAUUCUGAUGAUCUCCGGCUGCGGCGCUUACGCCACGCUGGACCAGGGCAAGCCACAGGACCCCCUGAUAUCGGCCGUUUGCUUUGGGAUGACCGUGGCGACGAUCAUCUGGACCUUCAAUCACAUCAGCGGGGCCCACAUUAAUCCCAGUGUCAGCUGGUCCUUUAUGAUUACCGGUCGUUUGAGCUUGGCUAAGGUAGGUCAUCAGUUGACCGUCGUUUGAGCUUGGCUAAGGUAGGUCAUCAGUUGACCGUCAUUUGAGCUUGGCGAAGGUAGGUCAUCAGUUGACUGUCGGUAUUUAACUCUAUUGACUCGAAACCCCAAACAGUGCACGAUAGGGGGGGGGGGGGGGGGGCUUGUGUGAAAGAUCAGGGUGGAGACGCUAUCUAUAUGACAUAUUUCAUGUAAAUAAAUACUAAUGUCUGGAUCCACUCCUGAUACCAUUGAUAUCGAUUACAUCAUAAACAUGACAGGUUCCAAACUAAUGGGUCCUUAUGCCCAGUGAUUUGCGAUGUGUUUCCAGUGAAGUCACCGGCUGAAACAGUUGUUUUUUUAAAGACGUGUUUAAUGCAGUUACUUGUUUUGUAUCCUAAAGUUUGCAUAGUAUCAAAAUAAUAGCGGUCUCUUCUGCACCAUUCUUUGGGGGUAGAUUUGUCAACGCUUCUAAUUGUUUUUAAAACGAACAAGAAACAUUAAAUUGUUGCCAAUUAUUAAGUUAAGCAUUAGAUAAAACUUAACAACGAAGUUCAAAGUUCUUAAAACUAAUAACAUGUUCAAUCAUGGCUUAUAUAUUUGGGCGUAUAACAUAUAAUAUUGGAUGACAUUAUGCUGAAAAACUGUCUUCUUUAUGAUUUCUUUAAAUUUAUUGAAAAGACUUUUUAUAGUUGAACUUCGGUCGCGGAUCAAAUCGCUUCUAUAAAACGGGGACAGGACUCAAAAAAAAAAAAUUCUUGAAACCUCUGGUUUACAUACUUUGAAAGCUAUGUAACUCGAUAUUAUAAAAGAGCGUUUGGAAAUAAUUUUUCUCCCAUCUGGCCAGUAUAACAGAGAAACGCACCAAACGUGUGUUUACUGGUGGCUCGGCACCCAGCUCAACCGAUCGCCUUGUCUCGUAUACGCCAUUUUGGCCGAGUCGCCUAUUUUAACUCACGCUCAGUGGGGUCACCAGGCUUUGUGUAACGAAUUGCGGUUAAACUCCUCCAGACUCCGCCCUUGACUUCUUCCGAGUCUGCCUGCACUGGGGACACCCUGUUCUGGUAGCAACAGGUGUACCUUCAAAAUCAGAACGGAUAGAGUUUUUAUAGAAAAGGUGUGUGUGUGUGGGGGGGGGGAUUUAAAGUUAUCUAUCGUUACAUCAAGGUUUCCCCGUGGCGGCACCCUGUUCUGGCGGCACCUUUCUCUCUCAUGUAUUGAACUUAGAUCUCUACCGAGUCUGCCUGCACUGGGGACACCCUGUUCUGGUAGCAACAGGUGUACCUUCAAAAUCAGAACGGAUAGAGUUUUUAUAGAAAAGGUGUGUGUGUGUGGGGGGGGGGGGAUUUAAAGUUAUCUAUCGUUACAUCAAGGUUUCCCCGUGGCGGCACCCUGUUCUGGCGGCACCUUUCUCUCUCAUGUAUUGAACUUAGAUCUCUUAUGAAACCGACUUGAGUUUGUUUAAAGUGUUUUAUGGCCCAUUUUGUGUCACCCCCCUCCCCCCCUCCCGAUAAGGGUGUCUUCCGGUGCGUUUAACACCCCUCGCAAACCCUGAUUUGACACUGAUGCUUCUGCUCAAAACUCCAAGAGCUAAGGCACAUAAGGAGACCAUCAAUACUUGAUGUCUUUUGUAAUGAUCGUGUCUUUAGGACAAGGAUUUCCCCCACACGAAGGGUGGACACUAAAAACAAAUAGAAAUCAAAAUUGAAAACCGCAGAAAGUUUUCACAUUGCACUCUCAAUUGUCAUGGUUUGUUUUAAAAAAUGAAACGUCACUUCUUAGAAAUUUGAAGUAUUUUUUUUCCUCCAAGAAAUCCUUUUGUUCAAAAUAAGGACUUUGUUUGUUUUGUCGCCAUUUAUUUGAUACUUUUGUAUAUUUAUAAGUGUAUUCUCUGUAUAUAUAGAUUCAAUUAACUGUUUUGAAUUUAAAUUAUCUAUAAAAUUAUUUCCUUUCAAAUCGUGGGGUAAUUUAGUCUUAAAUAAGUAUAUUUUGGGGUGGGGACUACAAAAUUUUCAGAACCCCUGAUUUAAGGUAAGAGGGGGUUCUAAUUUCAGGCUCUUUCCCGGACCCAGAUUUUGCUUGCUACGGCCCUGUUCACAGUGCUGAAAUGUCUGAAAUAUGGGUGUUUUUUUCUUCAGAUGUUGACUUACACCGUGAUGCAAUGCGCAGGAUCUAUAGGUGGUUGCGCUGUUGUGUGGUUCAUGGUGCCAGACGCAUGGAGAGGUCGACUAGGGGCCACAGUUCUCGCCGAGGGAGUCACCGUGGGGCAGGUAAAACAACGAGGGGGGGGGGGAUUUUUGUUUCGUUCGAUGCCAAAUAUAGGAAAUCCUUAUUGGAGCUGAUUAUUUACCCCAGCGCAGCGGACUAGUGACGGACUAAUUUGGUGUGUCUGACUAGUGACGAACUAGUGAGGUACUAGUGUCGGACUAGCGACGGACUAAUUAGGUGUGUCUGACUAGUGUGUCUUGGCGAAUUGGUUUAUUGUGACUGGUUGGUUUGACGUGAUGCAGUGGUGUGUCGAAAUGUCGCUGUCAUUUAAAGCUAUAUCAUAUUGGUAUACAUUGAAAUGGUAAUCAAUGUGUACGAAAUAGUUUUUAUCGUUUUAAUUUAAAAGUACGUGGCUUAUGGGGACGACCAAGAGGGAAAUUUAGUUUUAUAUUUUGGGAAAAUAAAAGUGCAUGUCACCGGUCACUGACCAGCUACUGAAACAUACAUUGGAAGACGGUAUGUGUUUAGAAAGAAAAUUAAUGACCCAUUUUAUAACACACUAAAUAUUUUUUUAAUUAAUAAAUUUGGUCUGUGUUAAUUAAUUAUACUGCAUUAAAUUGACUUGGGAUUAUUGUGUAGUUAGUGAUGUGGGGUUGCACUGUACCGCAUAUCAUUAACCUAGUUAACAUAAUCAAUAUUUUCCCAUUGGGUCAAAUUAUUCAGUCAAGUCUUGGCAACAUGCUACGCGCCUGAACGGACAUUUCUUAAUCAGUUACUUUUCAAUAACAAUAAUAAAAUAUUAUAUUUCCUACUCACAACUUUCACUUGGGCCCAGGGGUGGACUGGGCCGCCGGGACACCGGGAAGAUUCCCGAUGGGCCGCUAGGACCGGUGAUAUAAUACAAAUAAAAGUCAUGAAGAUAGGGCCGCUUUGAUUUUUUUCCGGGCCGCUUGAACUCCCCAGUCCACCCCUGCCUGGGCCUGCCAAACUAUUGCUUAAUAUAAAAAAAAGUGGGUUGGGGGUAGGGGAUAUUUAAAGAACCCAAACUUGCAAUCUAAAAUAAAAAAGUCACUGACAACUUAGAAUGCAAAAAAAAAAAAAAAAAAAAAAAAAAAAAACAAAAAAAAAAAAAAAAAAAAAAAAAAAAAAAAAAAAAAAAAAAAAAAAAAAAAAGGGGGGGGGGGGGGUUGCGGCAAAUACCGAGCAUUGGCAGUGGGCCUCCAAAAGUCAAGCGAUUGCUUUGAACCUAUCCAGACUCCGGAAUUUAUGUCGCAAACAAAUUGUUCAAACAAAAGAGUGUAUUAAUACAUACUCAUUAGUUUCUUCUGUGUAUGAUGGUCAUUCAGUACUAUUUCGAAACACCAUUAAAAGAAACAAAAUCAGACAAGAAAAACAUCUUAAACAGGCUUCUCGAAGGAGCGCACUUUGGGCAGUAAUUUAUUUAGUAACAGAAACAUUUUAUUAAAGUUUUGAAUCAUCGUGCAGUGUAUUAUUUUUUUGAAAAAUAGCUUAGCAGGUAUUGUGUUUUAUUCUUUUUAGGGAUUUGUCAUAGAAACAAUAGCCACAUUCAUCUUACUCCUUGGGGUCUUCGCUAGCAGUGACCAAUAUCGAACUGACCACGGUGGCUCCAUGCCCCUAGCUGUGGGACUUGUUGUGUUUAUGCAGAGUGCCUGGGCGGUAAGUGAUAUGAUGUUGCGUUGGACCUACCAAGCGGUUAGAGAUUUUGAAGAGGGUAGGAUUUACCAUCCAAUUUUUUUUUACGUUUAAAACACCAUGCUUCUUCAAAUGGCUCUUCGGGUGAAAGUUGGUUAGUUUGUUAAUACUACUAUCUUUCUUGAUUACUCUAUUUAAUAUCGGUGUUUGAUGUCAGACGACGAAUUCCCACACCAGCAGAUGAAACUGAAGUUCAGUAGGUUUCCAAUUGUUGUACUAUAGAAUAAGUUAAUGACUUGUUUUUUUACCCCGAUAUUGUAUAAUUGUUUCAGAAAGAAAUGUCAUUGGUUUAGGCCUUCUUAUUUUAUACGGGGCAGGGGAGAGAAUGUAAACUUGUGGCGCCCCGGGAUUUAUUUCUUUAGUUAAUGAUAUUUGGUCAUUCACCUUGACAUAUUGUGGUGGGUGUUUUGUUAAAAAGUUUAAUAUCUACGCUUGAAUAUUUGAAUUUACACCUAACGAAGAAAGCUUUUAACAUAAGGUGUGGUUAGCAGAGCCUGCCUUUAGGGUGUGCGACCUGUACCCUCUCUCAGGGUGCCGUGGCCAUAGAGCGCCCAGUAAAUAUUUAAAUUCCCCUAGUUUAUUAAAGUGAAGUGUGAACCUCAGGUCCGGGGAUCGAGAAACGGUUUUCUAACUUUCGUACAAUCUCUUUUCCUACAAUCAAUUUUCAUUCAAAAAAAGUCGCCUUUUUAAUGUGUAUACUAACACUUGGGAUGGGAGCAACCGAAAGAGCGUGGACAUUAAUUGAUUGAUACCGUAUUCCCUUGUUCCUCUUACAAUUAUUUCAGCAGAAAGAAUAUUGUGAACAAAAAGCUUUCUGGGGUAGCAAAAUCGCAAGCGUAAAGAAGAAAAAGUACGUCGUAAUCGGAAAAAGAGAGGAGCCAUACAGGGACAGGGAAGGGGGCGCCGAACGGUUGCUUCGCACAGGGCGAAAGUUUACCCAAGGCUUAACUUUUUCCUAUUUUGUUGUUGUUUUUAACAAACAAUGAACAGUUCGUUGUUUAAAAAAAAAUAAUAAAAAAAAAACAUAGGUAAUAAACUCAUUAUCGAAUAACUCGUUUUUUCCUUUAAUGAUUACACUUAUAAGGGGCGCCAAAUUUAAGCUUGCACAGGGCGCCAGCAACCGUCGGGCCGGUCCUGUGGUUGGAUAGUGUUAAAUGCUAAUGAUAAUCAUAAGAUAAGCACCCUAGUAUAUUUUAAGGGCUAACUAGGUAACGGUAAAGUCUUUCCAAUAUUACUAAGAUGGCAUUCUCGAUACUUCUGGCAGAUUUAUAAGCCAAUAUUGGGGGGGGGGGGGGGGGGGGGGGGGUGAGGGGGUGGGUCAAGUUCAUGCUGUACUACAUUUAAAAAAAAGUGUCUUUGGCAUUAAGUUUCUCAACACAUUUCAUUAAAAUAAUGGUUAAAGUUCGUCUGUAGGUAAGUCAUUAUUGCAAGUGACUUUAUUUUUUAUUAUUUGGAAUUGAUAUAAAGUUUGAAGUUUUCCAUCCCUUUCGUAUAGUAUGAGUUUCGUAAGAUUGAUUAAAUAUGUGACAAAAAUUAUAGGAGAGCUGUUCAUCAACAGGAGAAUUUAACAAGCCGUCCACAUAAUUUGUCUGGCCCAACAGCUUUGGCUAUAUUCACUUGUUUAAAUAGCGACAUCACGUCCUGUUCAGUGAACUUUACUGGAUCCCCCUGAACUCUGUAUUAUACAUCUAUCUUCAUAUGAAUUCAUCAUGUACAUUUCCAAACUCUAGAUCUAGACUGUCAAAAGGACAAUAAAAUGUAUUUAAGUCAUUUACAAAAUUAUCCACAUUCUCAACACACAAGCGUUCACACUUCGAUAUGUAUCCUGUUAUUUGUUUUAGUUCAGCUCAGCAGGCCUUGGAGUUGUUUUUAUGGAACCAAUUUUCUAUUUAUUGUCUUAAUUGCUUUUUGAUCAGAUAUAUUUUUUCCCCAGUAAUUCAAUAUUUUUUUUUUUAGCUUUUGUGUAUUCUUGUUGGCUAAUCUUACGCAUUUUUAUCUUAAGUAUAACCUCCCUUAUUUGUCUGCUCUUAAGUAUAACCUCCCUUAUUUCUCUGCUCUUAAGAAUAACCUCCCUUAUUUUUCUGCUCUUAUGUAUGACAUCCCUUAUUUCUCUGCCCUCAAGUAUAACCUCCCUUAUUUCUCUGCUCUUAAGUAUAACCUCCCUUAUUUGUCUGCUCUUAAGAAUAACCUCCCUUAUUUCUCUACUCAUCCAAAGUUUUUUUUAUUAUUUAUUGAGUACUUGGAUUGAUUAUUUACAUAAUUAAUCAUGAGAUGAAUUUUAAAAAUUAGAACUGUGAAUUCUGAGUGCGAAACUGAGGCUAUAAAUAUAUAUAAACAUACGGUAAUAGGAACUAGAACUAAUCCAAAUAUGCAGUUUUCCACGAUACUCUUCAAAGUAAGUUUAUACCGUCGCAUCAAACAUAAUCUCAGCUAGAUCAUUGAUAUGCCAAAAUUGGAGUCGUUCUCUCCUAGCAGAUUGGGGUAAGUGGGGACUUACGCUCAUAUUUUAAAUUAAAUUACAUUAAAUAUUUGUCCUUCAAACAACGAUUCUUUACUUUCUCAGGGACGACCAACAGGUUGCAGCAUGAACCCUAUCAGGACACUGGGACCAGCAGUUGUAGCUGGGGUCUGGGACCAUCACUGGGUAAUUAUCUAAUGUCGAUAAUACCUUUACAAUCAGUGAUGUCACUCAUUACUUUCAUUACCCGUAACUCAAUAAGUAAUGUUAGUCAUAACACCCACACAAGGAGCUCCAAAUCAUCUUUUUAAUGGUUCGCCUUGGGUGGCAGAUUUGCCACCCCCACCCACCAGAAAAAAACGACAAAGCCACUUAUUUCCCGUAACUCCACUAGUAGUUUUCCUCAUUUCUAGAAACACCAUUGGUAAUGUCUCUCAUUACUCAUUACCUGUAAUGCCAUAAGUCAUGUGACCAAAUCUUAUUUCCAACAAUUCCAUAAUAUUAACAUCCAUUUGUUAAUCUAUGUGUUGCAUUUCCCAACCAGCUUUAUUGGCUGGCCCCGACGCUAGGUGGCUCCCUCGGGGCCCUGUUCUACCAGUACGUGCUGGCUGAGAGGCCGUCUGAAAUCAACUGUGAACUCCUCAACAUCUGCAGGGAUAAGGACACGCACCAUAAGGAGAACACCAUGAGUUUCGCCAACGUCUCCGUCACACUAAAUCCGGUAUCCGACGAGAAACGGCAUUCCAUCUCCGGUGGCUACCAGGCCCUCGCCGGGCCCGUCAAUAGAAACAGUUAUGUAGUAGGUGUGACGUCAUAGAACAAUUUUUUUUAGCGCGUUUUUUGUUGUUUGAUAUAGGAAGUAGAUCUUAAUAAGUUGUGUUAUUUUUUAUUUAAUCACAAAGGAUGGAGUUGAAACACAUUUUCACCAACUCCGAUAAACAUGCAUCUUUCAUCAGGGUCCAGGAUUCGAUAUACAGGUGUUUUUUACUAUAAAUAAGCUGUGUACAAUUUUAAAGUUCUCUCACCCAAACUAUCUGUUGCCAUGUUUAAUGUCAUGAUUAUGUCUCUUUUGAUAAUAUUUUUAUGAACAGCGCGGUGAGCCCAGCCCUAGGCUGGGGUACCGCGCUAUAUAAGACAACUAAUUAUUAUUAUUAUGUCCCAUCUAAUGAGCAUUUCUUGAAUGAUGACUGGCUCUUUGAAACACCCCACACAGUAAACGAAGUAUGGCUUCCAAUCAUGCAUCUUGCAACCACCAGGAGCUUUAACUCUCAGGAUUGAGUUCUAAGUAAUGAUCAUAUAAAAAAUCUUGGGUGUUGUAGGAGACCCAUACCUGUGCAUAAUUUUAGUUUAGGCUUGAAUAACAUUGAAUAAGUUGUACAUUGUAUGCAUAUUUUUAAUUACCGG
Molecule: messenger RNA, 8019 nt
Organism: Lymnaea stagnalis (great pond snail)
Lineage: Eukaryota; Metazoa; Mollusca; Gastropoda; Lymnaeidae
Source: the annotation of a GenBank genome assembly